UCUCAACCGACCGUGCAAACCACCCAGCCAUACCGCCCUUGCCUUGCCACAACACGCACUCAGACACACCCACCCCCUCACUCAAACCCGCACCGUCAGCCCGUUCUCCGCCUCACGCACAAUGUCCGCCUCCUCAGUGGUGGUGAUGUCGCUGCUUUGCUGGUCGGCCGCCGAGGAACUCGGCUGCUGCUCGAGUGCAUGGGCAACGAAAGCAUAUGGGGGUGGGGGCGGGGGGUGUGGGGGAGGAGGGCAGUGCGGCAGGGCCAUCUCCAGCUGCUGGUGGUGGUGCUGCUGGUGGCUCGGAAUAUCGACUGGGGGGACGAUGGUCUUGUUGCCGUAGUCUGAUGGAUGGACACAUGGAUGGAUGGAUGUAUGGGGGCUGAACAGACAGACCGUGUGUGUGUGUGUGUGUGUGUGAGAAACAGUACCGUCGAUGGUGAUGAGAUGCUGGCACCCCAGGUCCCUGAUCUGGAAUCCAGCCGCCAACACAAAGUCCUCCUACAGAGACACAGAAAAGAAAGGAGCAAAAGAGGAAAGACAGCAGCUCCUCACAGUGAGUGAUCCGUGCUGCUUUGUACCCGCCAUUCGGGGAGGAACUCGGGGAUGUCCUUGCCCAGGCUGACCGGCACUGCAGGGCGAGAGAGAGACACAACAAGGAGACUUCUGAAUCUCGUAAGCAAGCGCUUCCCAAUGCCGUGGUGCUGCCUGACGUUUGAGAGCCUCUCUGAAUCGCUCGAGUGCUUUGUCUAGUCUGAUGCCUCGGUAGUAGUUGGGGACGGCCAGGCCGUUCAGCGGCUGCAGGAUGAAGUUCUCCUACAGUUGCAAUGGAAAGGCGCGCACACUUUACAAACAUGGAUGAACGCCCCUUUGUCUCCCUGACGCCCUCACGCACCGGGGUGUUGUCGAUGAUGAGUGUGCGGCUCAGCGAACGGCCCAGCCGACUCAGAUCCUGAUUGGCAGGCAGGCAUAUCGAGAUGAGUCAAAGAGGCCGACAGACAGGGAGAGGUCGAAGAUUCACCUUGAGGUGGAUGCCGCCCCAGGGGACUCCGUGGUGACGAUACAGACGCGUGCCAAUCUGCAAGCGAAGGGAGCCAGGGACACUCAUGUCAUGCUCGGAGGGGUGCAUUGAAUGCCUACACACCUUGCCGUCAGGGUCGAUCUUGUCGAACACGAGAUCAGCAUAGUCCUGACAGCAAGCAACACAUGGCCCGAUGUAUCGUUGCUCGUCUGCUCAAUGAAUGCAUUGAUUGACCGACCGGCGUGGCGGAAGUCCAGCCGACCAGCUCGUAGAGCUGCGACAUCUCCUCCAGGAAAUCCUUCAGACCGGGACGCUCAGCGAACGGCACACCCACAUCGUCAUCCGUCACCUCCUGACACACACACACACACACACGCAUAUCUUGCCGCAAGGAGGAAGCACGGGUCGCUUUGUGUCUCACGUCGAAGUAGCAGUGCCCGAGGCACUCGUCAAGGUCCAGCACCAUCGUGUACCGAUCCGCUGCAAAGCAAGGGACGGACGAAGCUGAUAGGUGCCUGCGGUGAAGUUUCUGGCUUACGGUUGGCGAGCGGUGGGAGGAGAGGCUCGUCAGUGAGGUCGCCAAAUGUGGGCGAGCCCGGCCAGAAAUACAGCAGCGGGCCUGACACACACACACACACACACACACAUGCCCACUGACAUGAAGAGGGCGGCCGCGUAUGCCAUGCUGCUCGUCCUCUGCCCCACCGCCUUUGGUGCCGAGAAGGCUGGCGCCGUAUCUGUGGAAAGGGUCCCUCCCGAUGGCCUUCCUCGCCCACCUGGGGUCAUCCGAGCUCCAACAGCGUUUGCUCCGCGCCUGCAGACAGACAAGACAUGCACCACACACACGAAUGACAUCAUGAUGCGAUGCUCUUUGGCAGAGCCCUGUCGCGUGUGUUGUGUGGUGUCUGACCGCUUCCUCCUCCGUGUGGACGAUGAUUGGCGUGAAGUUGAGCCAAGGCAUGAUCUCGCUGCGCAGGUGGGCGAUGGGCAAGUGGUAGAAGGCCUCGAGAGACUCCCAAUGCAGCAGAGGCUCUGCGAGACAGACAGACAGACCGACAGACAGACAGCACAGCGAUACGAGAUGAGACACGUGUGUGUGCAUCGAUGUGUGUGGAGUGGACCGACCGAUGGCGGUGAGUGUGUUUGGUUCGGCCGCUUCGGAGAGCGUCAGGAGCGGGCUGUACGCGUACACGUUGGGGCCGCAACCAUCCACAGGAGCCCGGUGGCUCGCCAGCAAUCUAACAGCGCACAGCAGCGCCAUGCCAAUAUUUCGGCUUUCUUUGUCUCCUACACAUAUAUACCUUGCGAGUGCUCUGAUCUCCUGGAACAUGGCGAAGACGUUGGCCUUGAGAUACGCCAAACGUGUCGCUGCAUCGUAGCGCCUGGACAACGAACGAAAAGACGGACACACCACCCCCUCGCCGCUUAGGCUUCCUGGGGUGUUACUUGAGUCUGUUGCUGCCUUCGAGGAUGCCCAGGUCCAACGCACCCACACCAGUGCCACCAGCCUGGAGAGAAUGGGAGAACGGAUGAAUGGCUGCAUACGGUGCUCCUGCGCCGCGUUACCACGUCCGUGGGCGGGUCAGGGAACACAAAAUUCGUCUUCAAGUGAGUCAGACCGCCAGCCUGAGAGACACAACAGAGCAUCUAUGUGCAUGUUUCCCCUCCCUCCCUCCCUCCCCUCCUCCCUGCCCUGACCACAUCGCAUCUGAGCACCUCCCGGUUCCACCGUCUGGCCUUGGGCGCCUCCCCCUCCAUCAGCCGGUGGCCCUCAAACAAGGGUGCAUCGACCUCCGUGCCGAUGCGUGCGAUGAAGUCCUGCUGCUGCUCGGGGUAGGGCUUGGUCUGGUACGUGUACAUGGCCGCUGCAAAGCGGUCCAGCAGCUGGGUGCGGGAGACACGUUCAUCGUUCUCCGACCACCAGAGGUCCACCAAAGCGUCCUGUGGGUCACACACACAGCGCAGCAGACACAGGGUGUCACAUUUUUGCCGCGUGUAGUAUAUAUACAUUGACAUGGGCACCAGUGUGAGGGUGAUGUUGUGGUGGCACUUGUGGUAGAGCAGCGAGAGGUAUUUGGCCAGUAUGGGGUACAGGGCGGCCGACAGAUGACCCGAGUAGAUGCCACACACGUGACUGCCCACGCCUGACACGCACACAGCGUGACAACAACACAUAGGUGCCUGCUCUGUCUGGGGGCCAGACAAACCACGCACCUAGAGUGAUGAGCUCCAUGACAAAUGCGAGAUGCAGUGUGUAGCGAAACUCACAGGGCAGAGACAGCGACUGAACACAAUACAACACACAAGGAAAGGGGCCCGUCCACCGUGUCCCAUGACGUGAGUGUCUUCAUUGCUCACUGACCAAGACUUUGUCAUGCAGCAGCCACGCGCCGCAUCCCCAGUACUCCCGGUUGUAGAAGGAGAUCUCAGCCGUGAGGGUCUGGUACUGCUGACCCGUACACAUCAUCAGCAAAUGAGACCACACCUGGCCAAACACACGGGAAUACACGCACAGACACGUAUCUGUACAGCUCAGCAACAGACAAUAUUCCUUGUCCCUUCUUACGUCGCUGAGCUUGUAGAGCACGGCUUCGCUCAGCCCAGCCCUCUGAAUCACUUUGAACAGCGUCUCCCCGCCCAGCCCGCCACCAGCCCGGCCCCUCCCCUCCCUCUCAGCACACACAGAGGAAGAGCUCUCCCCAAGAGGCGGCACGGGGGGUGCCGGACCAGCGAAAUACGACACAGCGGGAGCCGCCACUGUGACCCGCGUACCGUCUCUCUUCCUCUCCGUUGUCAGCCCCAGGCUCAGUGCGCUCUUGUGUCUCCUCUGAUCGUUGCCCACCACUAGGCUGGCCCCUGACCUCGCGGGAGGGCUGGGCAGGCGUGCCCGGGGGGGCGAGGGGCUCUUGGCUGCAGGAGGGUCAGAUCUGGCCGAUAGGGAGGUUCCGCGACGAGCGGGCGGCGAGGGAGUGAGACUGCGGCGGGGCUGGGCACCUGGCUCCUCCUGGACAGGAGCCUUCCUGCUGCUGCUGGUGGAGGGCGGCACUCGAGCCAACACAGACGACGACCUUCCACCCGACGUGUUGCCUUCGGGGCGGACAAAGCCUCUGCGCGGGACGGGGGAUCUCGGCCGUGCAUCCAUCUUGGGGGAGGCCUUCGCCGGGGAUGGUACCCUUCUGUCUUGCGCCGCCACAGGUCGAUAUGCCGUCAUGGGCGUCUGCAGCGCCAUCAGCUGCCUGAAUGGCGAAGAUGGUCGAGGGUCCUGCGCGGCCCGUGCUCCCCUCCCUGCCCCUCCCCCCGCCCUUCCAAUGGGUGGUGCCUUGUCACUCCCUGCAGCAUCUGGCCGACCAGGAAGCCGCAAUGACCCAGGCUUAGGCAGCACACUCUGCAGCAGCCGCGGGUCGGCUCCAGCACGGCUUUUCAACCGCCGGCCAGGGGACGUCUCACGCCGGUACUGGGUGGCAUUGUGAGGGGCGGCGAAUGGCCGCGUGGUCACCUCACGGAAGCGAUUGGACGAGGGGGAGUGGGGAGACGGGAAGCGAGCACCGCCGCGACGGACAGGGCUCUGCGGACAUGCCGGUGGGGCUGCGAUGUUCUUGGCAGCUGAGGCCGCUGCUGCUCGGGCCUUGGUGCUGCUUGAGUGGGCCUUGUUGUUGUUGGCAAAAGCCUCCAGCGAUAGGUUGGGCCGAUUGCGGCUGCCCGGCUGAACCUCCCUCUGCCUCGCCGGAGGGCUCAGAGGACGACCAGGGCCUGGGGCCUUGGCAUUUGGGCCUCUUCUGGUGUUGUUGAAGGGGCUGAGAGGGCGGCGGUGCGAUUGAGGGGACACGGGGCGGCGGUGCAUGACGGGAGAGGAUGCCCUUGGUGCAGCUGUGACGGCU
Vitrella brassicaformis is the source of this 4896-nucleotide messenger RNA. The record is from the annotation of a GenBank genome assembly. NCBI's taxonomy places the organism in Eukaryota, Vitrellaceae.